CGGCUAGACUGACGGUUUGAAAAGCUGUUUUCAAAAACUCUGAUUGAGCUUUUGAAACUUUGUUGGUUUGUUGUCAGAGUAUACCCUACUCCAGUCGACGUCAAAUUUGCGGAUUGACCCGUACGAUUUUGACAAGAUGGCUGCCGAAAACGUCCCAUCCAAACAGGCCAGGAUCGACAGAAUAAAGGCCACCAUUCGGACCUGUCCGGACUUUCCAAAACCAGGCAUACCGUUCAAAGACCUUAUGCCGAUUCUACAUAACCCAGAUGUCUUCUCGGAUACCAUAGCUCUUUUGGAGGAACAUGUCAGAGAAACAGGGACCAAAGUGGACGUAGUCGCUGGUCUUGAGGCCAGGGGCUUUCUGUUCGGCCCACCGUUAGCCCUCCGUCUGAACUGUGCGUUUGUUCCUAUCCGGAAGGCGGGAAAGUUGCCGGGUGAAACUGUGAAGUGUUCUUAUGUACUGGAAUACGGACAGGACACUAUGGAGAUCCAGCAGUCUUCAGUCAAGCCGAACCAGAAUGUGGUGAUCGUUGACGAUCUCAUUGCCACGGGAGGUACCAUGGCUGGCGCGUGCAGACUGGUGGAGACUAUGCAGGCUAACGUGGUGGGGUGUCUGGCUGUGGUCGAACUGGAUUAUCUUAAGGGCAGGGAUAACCUUAAGUACGCCGUACACUCCCUCAUACACUACUGAAUUACAGGAUUGUACUUAUCUGCGUCUUCCGAUGUUUCAUCAAGACUUAUCCACCCACCAAAUAACAAACACGACCGUCUGUCACCUUCUCCAGGGCAAUUCUGACUGGUUCACAUUAGAUGCAUUGC
This is a messenger RNA of Branchiostoma belcheri (Belcher's lancelet), 819 nucleotides long. RefSeq names its product adenine phosphoribosyltransferase-like. NCBI's taxonomy places the organism in Eukaryota, Metazoa, Chordata, Leptocardii, Amphioxiformes, Branchiostomatidae. The transcript is spliced from 6 exons. The coding region runs from base 137 to 691 and encodes 184 amino acids. Gene Ontology annotation, cellular component: cytoplasm. Gene Ontology annotation, biological process: adenine salvage; AMP salvage. Gene Ontology annotation, molecular function: adenine phosphoribosyltransferase activity; AMP binding; adenine binding. The record is from RefSeq and is a predicted model, not a curated record.